GCUUCGGCCGCAGGAUGGGCCGUCGAAGACGCUGCUGAGCUACAUCGAGGGAGCGAGGAGGGAGGGAAUAGACAUGGAGACAUGGAGGGGGUUCAGAUCACUGGACUCUAAGUGAUGAAACCUCUCGUAUCCCCACCUGCCCCCCCCCUCCCCUUCCCCGCCCGCCUCCUCCUCCUCUUCUGCUGCCUCCACUUAUUCCUUCAGCUUCUCCCCGUGUCUUUCAGCAUACAGCUCCAGGCAGGACAUGGGCGGCGACGGUCGCCAGGUCAUGAUCCUCGUCGGAGAAGACGGCUCGUCCUCGCACUCUCGGUGGCAGGCACUGAGGGACAUCUAGAACAAACUGAAGAUCUCCCUGCCAUGCAAGGUCAAGGAGGAAGGAGGAGCCAAGGAGGAAGCAGCGAGUCAUGAAGAGCAUGGAAGGAGCCCACAAGAACACAGCGGAGGAGCAGGGCUCACUUGCUCAUCGGUGCAUUGCUGCAUCUUGCUGGGCGAUUGUCCAGGGCAGUAGGAAGAGACGACGAACUUGAGAGGCUUGUGUGGGUCUGCCAUGUGCGAGAAAAGGAAGGAAGUCGCGCCUGGCGGAGGAGGAGGAGGAGGAGGAGGAGGAGGAGUGUGAGAGGAAGUUUUAGAAGUCAUGGUGACUCACCGUGCGUGUAUGUUGUAAUCUUGACAUGAUGGUAACGAAGGAAAUGUACCUUGAA
Messenger RNA from Guillardia theta CCMP2712, 701 nucleotides. RefSeq lists its product as hypothetical. NCBI's taxonomy places the organism in Eukaryota, Cryptophyceae, Pyrenomonadales, Geminigeraceae. The record is from RefSeq and is a predicted model, not a curated record. The transcript has a single exon. The annotation marks the transcript as partial.